This is a messenger RNA of Leptinotarsa decemlineata (Colorado potato beetle), 1935 nucleotides long. RefSeq lists its product as uncharacterized. Lineage: Eukaryota; Metazoa; Arthropoda; Insecta; Coleoptera; Chrysomelidae. Gene Ontology annotation, molecular function: protein kinase inhibitor activity. Gene Ontology annotation, biological process: intracellular signal transduction. Gene Ontology annotation, cellular component: cytoplasm. The record is from RefSeq and is a predicted model, not a curated record.
ACAUAACCCUUCAGAUCAAUGUCAUUGUUGAAUUUUUAAAAGGUUUUAUUUUUAUUUAUAAAUGGAAAUAAAUUUCAUACUUGAAUUAUGACAUCUAGAGAAGCUAAUUAAUAUCGAAAUACCUAGUAUAAACGUUUCUUACAUACGCCUAUAAUGUGCGAAAAUGGAUCAGAAUUCACAGAUACAGUGGAUCCCAGGGUACACGUAGAAUUAGAGAGGUUGAACAAUGCUACAGACGAAAUAAAUAAACUCGAAGUAGAGUUGGACGAAUGCCGAACUGCUUUUAGGCAGCUGCUUUGUGACAGUACAGUAAAAGUUGAUGCGAUUCGUCUCAAACUGGGAAUGUGUGUCGAAAGAGCUAGGCCUUAUUACGAAGCCAGGUUUUAUUCCAAUGAAAUAUUCAAGCAGUCCCAGAGUGCAGCCAUGAAAUUCGAAAGAGCUAAUAGUGCGCACAGUGCAGCUAGAGAAAUGGUGUAUCUGGCUGAACAGGGUUUGGGCGGAAGAACACUCGAUCCAGCAUGGCAGGAAAUGUUGAACCACGCAACCCAAAGAGUCAACGAUGCUGAAAGGGAUCGUGGAUUAGCGGAAACUGAACACAGAAUUGCUUGUGUUAAACACGAGGCCGCCAAUGCUAAAGUACAAAGUUUACAAAAGGAGUUGAAGAGAGCAAUAUCUAAAAGCAGUUUAUCAAUUCGACGGUCCCUUUUGAAAAUGAGUAGCCUUUUAUCACAGCAUGAGUUGAUGUUUCUGCCUUACUAUGAAUUGAAAGCGCAUUACAAUCAGCUUCUCGAACAGCAGAAGUCAAGAGUUCAAAGCUUGGAGUCGCAGGUGUCAUCUGCAAAGUUAACCUACGCAGAUGCAUUGAGAAACCUCGAACAGAUAUCUGAUGAAAUACAUCUGAACAGAAAGAAGGCUUCCUCUCUUGUAGGUAGCUUGUCGAGCGGUAAACAAAGAAGUCUCGACUCGAACGUGUCAAUGCUUGACGACGCACAAGAACUGAUCGAAGAGUACAAAAGUCUUCCGCAAAAGCUCGGAGAGCUUUCGAGUCCUAUCACAUCUAAACUUGAAGACAUUGAAGGUUACCUCAAUCCAAUUCACAGUAGCAAUGCUAGUAACUCUUCUCCUAUAUCGCCUCUAUCGAAUAGCUUGGAUAACAUAUUAGGACCGACAGGAGAAAAAGUCAAAGAAAUAUUUUCGCAUGGAAUGAUGAUGCUCAACAUCAGUUCACUCGGAGAGAGAAGAAAUAGUGAACCAAAAGUUGGAUUGACUGAGGACAGAUCUAAAAAUGGGAGUUCCAGAAAAAUCCCCAGUCCACUUGAGAAAACCAUGACAUAUCUAAAUAUCGAAGAUGAUAAUUCUGACACAGAGAGUGUAUCCAGUGUCGAUAUGCUGAACGAAGACCAGAUCAACUUACUGAUGUUGGAUUCUAACGCGGUGUGUGAGCAAAUUUUGGGUACGCCGAUGACAGAAAUCAUGCUGUUUCCCCCGUCGAUAUCUUCCAACCAGUCAACUAGUCAGCAAAGUAAAUAAUCCUGAGAGGAGAUUCAAAUACUCGAGUACAACAAUUCAUACCUAAGGUUUUUGUAGUUCAAACAAAGAUUUCUAGUCAUUUUUCAUUUACAUUCUUAGGAUUAUCCAGAACUCCAUAUCAAUGAGCAGCUGAGCUAUUUUUGUAGCCAACGGGUCGACCACAAGUAAGGGAAUUGAAAUAAGUUAGUUUCGAAUGUUUACAGCCUAAUCCAGUGAAUUUUGAAAGUGUAGCCUUUCAAUAUUGAUCUCUAUUUUUCAAGUUGAAAGUUCUCCUAUUGGAAACUGCCAGUGCUUUCACAAGGAUUGUCUUUCGUGGUCAUUUCUUCAAAAUAAUUCGAGAAGUUAUCUUUUGACACGGAGGAACAAUGGAAAAGAGUUGCAGAGGUUCAGAAGGUUCAGUUUAUU